UAUCUAUGGGUGUCGCUGAAAAUGCGGUCUGAAAACCCGUUUCUGUCCCUGGUCCUGCCCAGUAUACUGAUCAUUGUGGCAGAUGUGGUGAGCUUCUCCCUCCCACUGGGAGGGGGCGAGCGUAUCUCAUUCAAGGUUACACUGGUUCUCAGCUUCAUCAUGUUCCUCAUCAUCCUCAACGACCUACUGCCUGGAGGAGGCCAGUGCAGCCCCAUCAUCCGAAAGCACUUCUGUUUCUGUUUGGUCAUCCUGGUGUUGAGCACGUUGCAGUCUAUGGUGCUCACACGCCUGGCUAAGUGUGGCACUCUCUGGCCCUGCAGCCUCUCCAAGUCCAAAGACUCACUGCUUAAAGACACAGACAAUGAAGAGGAUCUCGAGUAA
This is a messenger RNA of Oncorhynchus tshawytscha (Chinook salmon), 381 nucleotides long. RefSeq names its product 5-hydroxytryptamine receptor 3A-like. Gene Ontology annotation, biological process: monoatomic ion transport. The record is from RefSeq and is a predicted model, not a curated record. Lineage: Eukaryota; Metazoa; Chordata; Actinopteri; Salmoniformes; Salmonidae. The transcript has 4 exons. Gene Ontology annotation, cellular component: membrane. Bases 22 to 381 code for a protein of 119 amino acids.